AUGACAAGCGGGACUAUCAUCGGUGUAGGCAUCGGCGUCGCACUCCUCAUCAUCCUCGUCGUCGUCGCUCUCGUCUUUGUCCUCCUGCGCCGUCGUCGAGCUCGCCGCGUGCCGCCUUCUCAAGCGUGGGAAGCCAUGCCCCAGAACAAACGUGCUGACGACUUAGUGAGAUACGGUGAAUAUGGUACGCCUAGUCGCUACAACCCACAUUAUACGGUCUAUCAAGAGACCAUGAAGGCUGCUCAGAACGGCGCAAACGGACAACGACCGACAUAUGCGAGAGAGCCGUCGUCUUCACAUGAUCACUAUUCGCUGAGCACGAGUGAGACGAGCAUUCAAGCACCUCCGAUGGCGAGGGGAAAGGAGCACUACAGUGGGCGAAAGUAG
Stereum hirsutum FP-91666 SS1 is the source of this 387-nucleotide messenger RNA. RefSeq lists its product as uncharacterized. Lineage: Eukaryota; Fungi; Basidiomycota; Agaricomycetes; Russulales; Stereaceae. The record is from RefSeq and is a predicted model, not a curated record. The transcript has a single exon. The coding region runs from base 1 to 387 and encodes 128 amino acids.